Molecule: messenger RNA, 882 nt
Organism: Macrobrachium nipponense
Lineage: Eukaryota; Metazoa; Arthropoda; Malacostraca; Decapoda; Palaemonidae
Exons: 1
Coding region: 1-882 (293 amino acids)
Source: RefSeq, a predicted model, not a curated record
AUGAAGAAAUUCGAGAAAGAUGAUAUGAUAAAAGAAAUUAGACCAUACAUGAAUUUUAGUUAUGAAAAAGGAGUGGUACUUGAUAGAGACCUUUCUGAACUGACAGAAAGAGAAAUAUUACAAAUCAGUCCAACUUCUGUAUGGAAGGUGAAAAAGGUUCCAAAGGCAAAUAUGGUCUUUUUAACGUUUGAGGACUCUGAUGUACCAUCUUACAUCAAUUUUGGAAAUGAAAGGGUCAAAGUCAUACCAUAUUUAUCCAAACCUCUGCAGUGCUACAACUGUUUUCAAUAUGGCCAUCCAUCCAGAUUCUGUAAAAACAAUAAAGUCUGUAAUAAUUGCUCGGCUCCUGAACAUGGUCCUUGUUCGAAACAUCCAAAAUGUAUUAAUUGUGAAGAGAAUCAUACCCCAUUCAAUAAAAAGUGCAGCCAAUGUAAAUAUGAAGAGGCAGCUGUAUGUAAAGCUAAUGCUGAACAUAUAAGUAUUAGUUACGCCAGGAAGUUAAUUGGUCAGACAAAGACCUAUGCUAUGGCUCUAAAUUCUGUAGCCCCUAUGAAAACUAAAGCACCUCUACCUGCAGUAAAACCUAGAACUACUGAAACCCAGUCAUCUGAUCUAGGUGACAGGCCGGCUAGGGUUGAAGCACCCCUAUCAAAGAAAGAUGUGCCUGCUGUUAUAGACUCCUCUCCAGUUGAUGAAUCCUCCCUGUGUCUGUUCCAUCUCUUCGGCAAGAAACCCUUGGAACAAGAACAAACUAGAGGGGCAAAGAGAGAGAGAACUUCUUCAUCCUCUCCUCCACCUGCUCAAAGGGUGGAGAUGUCCAAACCCCAUAAAAAAUGUAACAACAGUGAAGAUGAUCCUGCCCCUGAAACAACCAAGGAAUAA